Messenger RNA from Porites lobata, 666 nucleotides. Lineage: Eukaryota; Metazoa; Cnidaria; Anthozoa; Scleractinia; Poritidae. The record is from the annotation of a GenBank genome assembly.
AUAUUCUUUACGCAAGUUCCAGAUCCUGUCGCCUUCUUCCCCCUCAAUGCUGUUUACGGUACCAAGGAGAUUGACAACCGAACGGUAAAAGGGAUUCCGCAUGGGGUUACUCUGGCUCCAGGGCCCGAUGGAAGACCUAACUACUCUUAUAAAUUUUCUGGAAGCUCCAACAGCUACAUCGAGUUUCCCAACAGCAUUGGAGGACCUUUAGACGUGCGAUAUUCGAUGACUAUGCUGUGCUGGGUUUACUAUGAUGGCAAAGACGGACCGCUUUUCAACUACGAGAACGGUUCAACCUGGGGUGUUCAUUUAUGGGUUGCCCAACGCGGGAAACUUUUUGUCCGUUUCUGUAAACGAGAUUAUUCGUAUACCGAACGUUUGGAGCAUACCAACCUCGCCGGUGGAUGGAAGUUUGUUGGCGCAUCUUACAACCGUUCUUCUGGCGAAGCCAAACUGUGGGUCAAUGGAGCCGUGGUUCAGCCGUUAAACAUUGGAGUGGGCCUUGAACUGGCCACACAGGAUAACAUCACAAUGGGUGUGAAGACUGGUGAUGACAGGUACUUCAAAGGUAGAAUUGCUCAGAUGCGGAUCUACAACCGAGCUUUGACUCAGGAGCAAAUUCAAGCAAUACAGAAACUUGUUAUCGCAGGUAAUGAAAAAAAAUAA